GGAAUGCGGCCGCCGCCGCUGCGUUGCCAUGGUGACGGCGACGCCGGACGGUUGUUGUCGUUUUUCUUUCGUUUCCUUUGCGGUGAAAGAUUCACGUUUCUGUCUGUUUCUGUUUCCAGCGUCGAACCGGAACUUUGACGACUCUUCGGAGGACGAACGCUUCCGGCCCGGACACGAGCAGCAGCAACAACAACAACAACAACAACAACGAGACUUUGACGUUCACGUGACUCUCCUUUUAAGUUUGACUGACAGCUGAAGAUGGACGCCGCCGCUGCCGCAAAACGACGGCGAGCCGGGUCGUUGCUGCCGGAAGUGACGAGCAAGCGGGGACGAAGUAGCCAGAACAGCAGGGCGAAGCCGGACAACGAGUCGCUCCACACCAGCUCGGAGUGGGACGAAUCGGCUCAAGUCGCCUCCAAGAGGGAAAUUGCUCUGUUCAGGAACAGUCUUAAACAGAACGUGUGUGUGCGGAUGCUCCAGGAAGGAAACCACAGGUCAUUCUCGGAGCUCUUCUACCUGCUGCAGGCCGAGCGGGAUCGCCGGGCGGCAGCCGAGCCCAGUUCGGCCCUGAGCUCGGAGCUCCGGCCUCUGCUGGAGGAGCAGCGGGAGAAGCUGGAGACCGUGAGGCUGCACAUGUGUGAGGCCGAGCAGGCGGAACGCACGGGUUCCUGGCCCGCGAUGUGUGAGCACCGUCUGUUCCUGGGUCAGUUCUUCUCAGCGCCGGAGGAUCAGUUGCUGAGUCUGCACUUCUUCCACAGCUGCGCAGACAGGGAGCAAGGGCGGAGCUCCCGGCCCGCCACCGAGGCCCGGGCCUGCAUGGCCGAGCUCUACCUGCAGCAAGGAGAGCUGGAGGAGGCGCGGCAGCAGGCGGAGCUCUGCAUCAGACAGGCGGAGGACGGCGGAUGGCUGGACCUGUCCGGCAGGCCCCUGAGGCUCCGCGCCCGCCAGACACUGUGGAGGAUCUAUGACCAACUCGCCGUCGCCCCGAUGGACGCCGCCAACUACAGCGAGGCCCUGGAGCUGCUCCACAAGGGCUACAGCAUGGCCACCGAGUCGGACGACAAACAGAUCGAAGGGGAGGCGGCCCACCGACUGGGACUGGCCUAUCAGCGCACAGGAGACCACAACACCGCCAAGAAGUUCUUCAACACCUACAUGCAGAUUUGCGUCACGAUGAAUGACGCAGGCGGAAUUGGAAAGGCCUACAAGGCUAUGGCCAAGUCUAUGGAGAGUGAGGGGAACAUGGAGGAAACCAUCCGUUGUCUGGAGGAGUUGGUCCACAUCACUCGAAUCAACGGGCUGCUACACAACCUGGCGGACGCCUGCCUGUUACUGGGCAACAUCUACUGCACCACGGUACGAGCAAAACAUAUAAACAUAUAUAGUCACUACAUCAGGGCCCUUGAGUUCUUCAUCCAGGGUUAUGAAGUAUCCUGUGAAACAGGAGACGUGUCUCUGCAGCAGAAAGCUCAGGUGUUGGUGGCUCGCGCUCGUGCUCAGUCCCUGCUCGGGACGUACGGCGCCGACGUGGUGUCUGCCUCGCCCGGCGCCCUGCGGCGGCUGCUCGUCUGGAAGAACACCAGAGAAACGUUAGGAGCUCAGUCCAGACUCCACAGGGCCGAAUCCUGAUCAGAGGCCGACGGAACGAGAAGAUCGAUACCUUCUCGUUUAGGGAACCAGUUGAAUCCUUUGUUCUCAAUUUUACAGCACCUGAACUUAAAAACAAUAUGAAUGACAACGUUAUUUCUGUCAUAUACUGUCAAUUUAGUUCAUAUAAUCUCCCCCUGUUCAAUUUGUUUUGUGCUUGUAUCAAUGAUAAAAUACAAGUAUUUUCAUUUCAUA
Molecule: messenger RNA, 1845 nt
Organism: Scophthalmus maximus (turbot)
Lineage: Eukaryota; Metazoa; Chordata; Actinopteri; Pleuronectiformes; Scophthalmidae
Gene: ttc29
Product: tetratricopeptide repeat domain 29
Exons: 12
Coding region: 262-1632 (456 amino acids)
Molecular function (GO): protein binding
Source: RefSeq, a predicted model, not a curated record